ACUGUUUUCGUCCAUGCAACUCAAUCGCAAGAUUCUUUCAUUUUUGCUGUUCCUCAACAACGAAAGCAAAAACUGUGAGUGUGAUGGAGAAAAAUGGUGAAAAUUCAGACGAUUAUGUGUGGGAAAGCUGGGAAGAAAUGGAAGAUAGUGGGGCAUUGGAGCAGCGUCUCGAGAAGGACUUAAAGUCUCGUCAAAAGAUGACAGCAGAAGAAGACGGCCCAGCAGCAGGAAGUCAGUCACAGGGUCGAAUUGUUCUCCAAGAAGACUCGUCCAGGACGUCUUACCAACCACAGCUGAAGAUCCUCAAGAGACCUAUGGGGUCGGAUGCAGACGCUGGUGAUGCAGGGAAGAGCACGAAGCAUGAUUCUGUGGCCAAGACGAAAUCAUUGGCAGAGAGAGAAGCGGAGUAUGCAGCAGCUCGAAUGAGAAUAAUGGGAUCAGCAUCAAGCAGUUAUCCAGACGAAGGUCAAAGCAAGCAAGCAGUGGGCCAAGCCAAGUCAUCUAGUAAGAAUGAUGGAGAAUCAACACAGAGCAAGGGGAAAAGGUAGCACAUGGUGACUACAGACUGCUAUGGUUAAAUCAAAGUUAGGUUCAAAAUUUUGUUUGACUUAAUUCCAGUAUUUUGGAGGCAUGAUGCAAACAGUUGCCAAUCAAUGCAAACUUUCAAAAAAGUUGCUUACUGAAAUGGCGUCCAGUGCACAUUAUAUUUCAGACCAAGUUCCCACCUCGUGGGUCCCAUUUCUUGGAAUUGUUUAGCAGAAAAUAUUGCCAAGCUUAUAUUGACAGUGUACCAAUGACCAACAAUAUGAAUAGCAAAGUAUUUUGGCUGGAAACCUGUUUCGUUAAAGGGAUGCUGCAGUGAAUUAAAAUAAAACAGUUAAUUUUGCUGUCAU
Messenger RNA from Asterias rubens (European starfish), 893 nucleotides. RefSeq names its product SUZ domain-containing protein 1-like. Lineage: Eukaryota; Metazoa; Echinodermata; Asteroidea; Forcipulatida; Asteriidae. The coding region runs from base 84 to 548 and encodes 154 amino acids. The transcript has 4 exons. The record is from RefSeq and is a predicted model, not a curated record.